AUGUAUCAAUAUUUAUCCAAUCCAUGCACACAACCUCUCUCUUUCUCAAUCACAAUUCAUAAGUUAGAUUUAUUUGAUGCUAGAAAUGUCGAAGUCGAACGAAAUAGUCUUCUUUGAUUUGGAAACAAACGUGCCAAGAAACCCUGGGCAAAAAUUCUGGGUGUUAGAAUUUGGAGCAAUGGUGGUAUGCCCAAGAAAGCUGGUGGAGAUAGAGAAUUACUCCACGUUGAUUAGACCCGGCGAUUUGUCGGUGGUAGGGGUGAAUCCAGCGAGGUGCCAUGGGAUCUCUCGAGGAACAGUUUUGAAUGCUCCAACUUUCGAACAAGUUGCUGAUAAGAUAUUCGAGAUUUUGAAUGGUAGAAUAUGGGCUGGACACAACAUUCAACGAUUUGAUUGUGUCAGGAUAAAAGCAGCGUUUGAAGAGAUUGGAAGACCUGCUCCGGAGCCUGUGGCGUUGAUUGAUUCUUUAUGGGUUUUGUCGGAGAAAUUUGGUAAACGAGCUGGCAAUAUGAAGAUGGCUUCAUUGGCUUCUUAUUUUGGUCUCGGUGAACAAAAACACAGGAGUCUUGAUGACGCUCGAAUGAAUCUUGAAGUGCUCAAACAUUGCGCUACGGUGUUGUUCCUGGAAUCAUCACUCCCUGGUAUUCUAGAGAAUCAAUGGCAGCACAAUUCGUCUCCCAACAUGACAACGAGAAGCCGAAGCGAUUUAAUGGAACCUAGCGUGUCGACCUCUAUAAACAAACCAUGGUAUAAAAAAGAAUCGAUAUCGAGCACAAUGAACAAAGGAUGGAAUCAAACGGAAUCUAGCAUAUCGAGAACAAUGAACAAACGAUGGAAUCAAGAAGCAACACCGACGAUGAUGACGACAAGAAGUAGGAGCAAAAUUUAUGGUGAAGAAACUAGCCGGAAAUCUCCUUCUUCCGUUCUCAAUCGGCGGCGCGUGGUUCCCUAUCCUACCGGAAGUCUUGGACAGAUGACUGAAAAGGUGAAAAACAUACUGUGUAAUGUGCGAAACACGCCGUUGAAUAAUCUUCUGAAGCAUUCCCAUACGCUGUUCAGAUGAACGGAAAUGGAAUCUGGGGAUUUUGUUAGAAAUUUAGCCAUUUAAUCGAAGCUUACUGAUGUAUGGAAAUGGAGAAAGCUGAGAAGAAUGGCAAACUAACCUUGUUUCUUUGAUUCGUUGAAAUUCUUUGAUUUUUUUAUUGUAAAUAUUUAAAUUAUUUAAUUUAUAUAACCCAUGUAAUAACAUGUAUCCAUUUGAAUAAUUUAAGAUUCU
Messenger RNA from Lactuca sativa (garden lettuce), 1276 nucleotides. Its product is annotated as Polynucleotidyl transferase, ribonuclease H-like superfamily protein. The record is from RefSeq and is a predicted model, not a curated record. NCBI's taxonomy places the organism in Eukaryota, Viridiplantae, Streptophyta, Magnoliopsida, Asterales, Asteraceae. Gene Ontology annotation, molecular function: 3'-5' exonuclease activity; nucleic acid binding.